Amyelois transitella is the source of this 759-nucleotide messenger RNA. RefSeq names its product chymotrypsin-2. The record is from RefSeq and is a predicted model, not a curated record. Lineage: Eukaryota; Metazoa; Arthropoda; Insecta; Lepidoptera; Pyralidae. The coding region runs from base 1 to 759 and encodes 252 amino acids. Gene Ontology annotation, molecular function: serine-type endopeptidase activity. Gene Ontology annotation, biological process: proteolysis. The transcript has a single exon.
AUGAAUUCGUUAAUAUUACUAUUGUCUGUAUUAAUAUCAGUGUUAUUCCUUAAAAAUGUGUCAUCAAAAAGCUUAACAGAAGUUGUCUCCAGAGUGUAUUUUGGUGAAGAUCUUCGCCCACAAGAGCACAAACAUUUGGUUCGUCUAGAUAUUACACCUGGAUAUACUACAACUUUGUGCACUGGAUCGAUCAUAAGUCCUUAUCUUAUUGUGACUGCUGCUCAUUGUGUUUGCUUUGAAAGGCUUUAUUUUAAAGCAUUUAGUUACCCUAAUACAUUGGUGGGUCAAGGAACUUCUAAGUUAGCUCACCCAUAUUACAAGGCUGAUUGUGGAAGCCGCAGAGCAGUUUAUAAAGAUAUAGUAGUAGAUGUAGGGUUACUCAUAACUAAGAAUGCAAUAGCGUUUACUGAAUAUGUUCAACCGAUACCUCUGGGUAAAUCUGGAGAUGGAUUUGGAUAUACAGUAACAAUAGCUGGAUAUGGUGCAAAAGAAGACGAUUCCAACGUUCCGAAACAGGGUAAAGUAACUAUACAGAGAUGUUUUAAAAAACAAGACGUAUCACUUCCUGCGGCUAUGUGCUCGUAUGGGGAAAGACGACCAGGGUCAGGGGACUCAGGGGGACCAGUAGUACAUAAUGGAGUACUUAUAGGAGUAAUUUCCAGUGGCUCCUGCUCUCGUGAUACCUGCACCUCUUUCUAUACCCAGGUCGAUGUAAUUUUACAAUGGUUCAGCAGUAUGAAGUUGGUUAUUAAUAAGUAA